Plutella xylostella (diamondback moth) is the source of this 7145-nucleotide messenger RNA. RefSeq lists its product as uncharacterized. NCBI's taxonomy places the organism in Eukaryota, Metazoa, Arthropoda, Insecta, Lepidoptera, Plutellidae. Gene Ontology annotation, cellular component: nucleus. The record is from RefSeq and is a predicted model, not a curated record. Gene Ontology annotation, biological process: regulation of transcription by RNA polymerase II. Gene Ontology annotation, molecular function: nucleosome binding; histone binding.
AAGAUAUUUUAAAAACAACAUGGCCAUGGCUUGAUGGCUUGCGUUUAGCGAUGAUUAGUGAUAAAACGGGGGGUUGAUUUUAUUUUAGUUGUGUCUAUUUGUAGAAGUUAGAUAUAAUCAGGGGAUUAUGAAUAGUGAAUAGUUUUGUGUAUAAAUUCAUUCAUGAUAUUCGCCAUUAGUGUGUUUUAGACUUCAUUUUCCAUUAAUGCCAAGCAGCAGGUGAGGUGAUAAGUUUAUAAAUAUGAAUUAAUGAAAGUGUUGCACCCGGAUUUCCCGUUUCCCCAACAAUGGUCGGGUAUUUGUUUUAUUCGGGUUUAGUGUUAUAAUGUUGGUGUCGACAUGAAGGAGAUGGUAGGAGGAUGCUGCGUGUGCUCUGACGAGCGAGGCUGGCCCGACAACCCUCUGGUGUACUGCGACGGCACCGGCUGCACUGUAGCUGUACAUCAAGCGUGCUACGGGAUAGUGACGGUGCCGACGGGGCCGUGGUUCUGCCGCAAGUGCGAGAGUCCUGACACCAAGGGGAAGGUGCGAUGCGAGCUGUGCCCGUCCAAGUCGGGCGCGCUGAAGCGAGCGGACUCGGGCGGCUGGGCGCACGUGGUGUGCGCGCUCUACAUCCCCGAGGUGCGCUUCGGGAAUGUCACCUCCAUGGAGCCCAUCGUGCUGCGGCUGAUACCAGCGGAGCGGUACAGCAAGACUUGUUACAUUUGCCAAGAUUUGGGCAAGACUCACCGCGCGUCGGCUGGAGCAUGCAUGCAGUGCAAUAAAUCUGGUUGCCGGCAACAGUUCCACGUGACGUGCGCGCAGAGCCUGGGCCUGCUGUGCGAGGAGGCGGGCAACUACCUGGACAACGUCAAGUACUGCGGCUACUGCCAGCACCACUACAGCAAGCUGAAGAAAGGAGGAAACGUGAAGACGAUCCCGCCCUACAAGCCCGUCGCGCACGAGUCUCACUCGAGUGACUCGAGCGGCGAGAAGGACGGCGAGUCGCCCAAGGCGGGCGGACAAACGCCCACCAGCAGCAGCGGCAAGUCCAAGGCGGGGCGCAAGCCGCACUCGGGCGCCGGCGCGAGCAAGGCCGCGCCCGCCGCCAAGCCCGCCACCGCGAGCCAGCCUAUGGACAAGGGGCGCAAGUCCCCGUCGCGGCGCUCAUCCACGGCCGGCGACUCCGCGGGCAGCAAGGGCUCCACCCCCGCGCCUUCGCCGCAGCACAGCGCAGACAACAGCACGCAGCCUAAAGGCUCGGGCGGGUCUACUCCGAAGGUGUCAGCGUCGGCGUCCCCGAGCGGCAAGGAGGCGGGCGGGGUCAUCGCCGCGCCCCCCGCGCCCCCGGCGCCCCCCGCACCGCCCCAGCCUCAGCACACCAGCUCCGCGGCCACGUCUGUGGUGCAAGCUCCCAAGGGCCAGCAGGAGUCGGUGAUCACGAACACGGAGGCGGAGGGCAAGCAGACCAAGAAGCGCAAGGCGGCCGCCGCGCACGCCGCCGCCGCCGACUACCAGCCGCACCACCACGCCCAGGGCAGUUCGCCGGCGCCGGCGGCCAGCAUGUGGGACAGCGCCGCGCUGCCGCCGCCCGAGCCCCAGCCCGAGCCCGCAGACAAGACCGUCAAGAAGGCCAAGACGGAGGGGUCGGAGGGCCCGCCGGCGCCGCACUUCGCCAACCCGCCGCCGCCGCCCGCGCACUCGCCCGCCGCGCCCAGCCCCAGGCAGCUGCCGAGCCCCAUGCCCGGGCCCAGCGGCGUGGGGCAGCCCAGCCUGCGCUCGCCCAACACCCCGCAGGGCUUGCCGGAGCGGGAGCCGCCUGCCAGCCUGCUGGUGUCGGUGCCGCUGCCCUCCACCAGCCAGAGCCUGCAUCUGGCGCACCAGCUGGCGGCGCUGGCCAACGAGCAGCGAGACCACUCCGCCGCCAACAUGUUCCACCAGGCACAGAAACAGGCGGCGAUGGAGCAGCCGGCGCACUCGCCGCACGCGCCCGGGCGCGCCUCCUGGGGCGGCCUCAACGUGUCCUACGAGAUGCAGGACCCCAGCAAGUCCGGGGCGGGCGCCAGCAAGGACCCGGCGGCGGGCGUGCGCAACAAGAAGCGCGCCGCCAUGGCCGCCAGCGUCGUGCACGCGCCCGCGCCACAGCCGCCCAUGCAGCCGUCGUCGGGCGGGAUGAUGGGGCACCGGCGCGCGCCGCAGCCCACGCCGCCGCCCGUCUACCAGGAGACCAUCAAGGACUCGCCGCCGAGCUCGCCAGGAUCUGAAAAACCGCUCAAACCAAAAAUGGAAACCAAUAGAAUGGCGAGCCACACGGCGCCGCACAUGCUGGGCAACGAGCUGAACCCGGAGUCGGGCGCGUGCGUGCGGCUGCAGGAGCAGCUGUCGGCGGAGCUGGCGGCCGGGGGCGCCGCGCCGCCGCCGCCCGCGCUCGUGCCGCCGCCGCUGCUCAACAAGGCCAUGGGGUCGUCGAGCUCGCGCAGCUCGUCGGGCGCGCAGAGCCUGGACCAGCUGCUGGAGCGGCAGUGGGAGCAGGGCUCGCAGUUCCUCAUGGAGCAGGCGCAGCACUUCGACAUCGCAUCCCUGCUGUCGUGCCUGCACCAGCUGCGCAGCGAGAACGUGCGUCUGGAGGAGCACGUGGGCAGCCUGCUGCAGCGCCGCGACCACCUGCUGGCCGUCAACGCGCGCCUCGCCAUCCCGCUCACGCUGCACCCCAUGGCGGUAUCAGCGGCGCCGGCGGAGUCGAGCGGCGCGCGGGGCGGGCGGGAGAACGGAGCGCCGCUGCGCCCGCCGCCGCCGCCGCGCCCGGAGACCGUCACCGCCGAGCGACACCAGGUAACCGCACCGCUGGACUACCACGAGCCGGGCGCUAGGCACGAGCGGCACCAGCAGAUGAUGGUGCGUGAGGUGCAACAGAAGCCCAGCUGAAACGGCGAGGGCGCGGGCGGCGGCGCGGCGGAGGGCGGCGGGGCUGGGGGCGCGGCGGGGGGCGGGGCCGGGGGUGCGGGGGCGCUGAGCACCGUGCAGAGCUACAUCAUGCUGGAGCAGCGCCGCCGCGCCGACUUCUCCAUCGACGCCAUCUUGAACGAGCCCUAGCGGCCGCCGCGCAGGUACACACCGCCGCAACCGCCGCGCUGACUCCGCACGCCACCCACACACACUUCAACCUCACUAGCCGGAUCUCCGCCAACGACCCAACGCGAUCCGAUCGCGCGCUCCAACCAUUUUUAUAUACAAAAUUCCUUCGAGCGCGUGAUCAGAGCGCGAUGGCUCGUUUGCCGGAGACCCGGCUAUUGAACAGUGCUAACAUCUAAGUGUGCAAAACGAGAAAGGGUGGUGGGGUCAACCGAGCAGAAUGGUGACAUUGCCAAGUUUACAGACAUUUCCAUAUCGUGUGUGUUACCAUCUGGUGGCAAUAUGAACUAUGAUUGUGACGGUGUCUACUUGUGUCUGGCGAAGGUAUUUUUUAUAGAGAAAUCUUCCAUAAACUUAGAUGUGGUGCGAAUGUAGUGUCGCCACUGACUAUUAGCGUAGAGUCGAGCAGCAAUCGGGAGUGACAGCUCCAAGUAGGUCGUUUGGUUCUUGAUUAUUUUCGACCCUAUACGCAGAUGUUGGUUAUAUCCGAUAUCCCAUCUGGUUGGAUAGUCCCAAUGAUUAAAAGUAAUGUUAGUUUUAAUUAGUACAUUAGUAGUAAAUGAAAAUGUCGCAGUUCUAUGAUUUCCUUAGUGGCGAGGCAUUAAUUGAAUGAAUUAUGUUUUAUUUUAUGAAUUGUUGAUUUUCUUUAUUUGAAUUAAACAGUAAGAGUGACAUAAUUGUGUAACGCACUAGUAAUCGCAGAAGGUUGUUUACAUUAUUUUUUGUUAACAUAUAAAUAUAUUAUGGUUACUUUUAGUUUGUGAGAUAACGACAAUGUUUUUUAAAUACAUGUUAUACAUAAGUCUAGCUUUUAGAGGAGAGUAAGCACAUUGUAUUUAUAUAGACCUGUGUCCGAAACGCAGCAUUCAAGUUCAGAAUAGAUAUAAAUAAUUGGUAUAAUGUUUUCUAAAUUGGUAUAAUAAUUUCUACUGACGUAGUCGGGUAGUAGUAGGUAGUAUAGUCACUAACAUUGACAGUAAACCGUAUCAUCAGAACAUGUAUAAAUAACAGAGAUGAUAGCCUAGAGGUUUAUUAUAGGAGCUACAUGUCUCUAAUUAUGGAGGAAUAAUUAUUAGUAUGCGACUUAUCUACUAUGUAAUCUAGCAUGUAUUCUGUAGCGUACUGUAGUGUAGCCACUUAGAACGAUCCGCGAUGGUAUUUCCGCGAUGAAUAGUGAACUAAUCAAAGCCCAAUGACCGCCUUGAUAGUUAAGAAAAAUAUACUAUUACAUGUAAAUAUAUUGUAAUGGUUAGUGUAUACAGUACGUAUAUUUAGUCGGUACUCUCAGUCAUGAGCGAUGAUAAAGUAGGUAGAUUAUUGAACUACUGGCUCCCAUGUGUAUACUGACUCUGCGGCACCCUUCAGAGAGGCUCAGACAUUACACUGCGUAGAUAAUGAUUAUAUAUAUGAACAUUUACAAUAAUUAUGUGUGCUUGUACAUGUAAAUAGUCGAAAAGUUUAGUUGGAGUGUGCGAUAAUAUUAGCCAAUACGGGCUCAUACUGCAGAACAAAGGGCGUUACUUCAGCUGGCUUCACUGACUACAAGGGACCGGCUUUUACCCGUUAAAACUAUCCUAUUUUUUACACAACGUUUUGCACCCUUAAUGUGCUAUGCAAUGGCCAUUGCCACAUCAUUUACUCUUAUGUCGAUAAACUUUCUUACACUUAGGGUGGCUUGCACCAAACAUUUAUGCAAUUAAAUCAAUUGUUGUCUUGCUUUGACAGCAUAAUGUCAGAGCAAGAGAUCAUAGAUUUUAUAUUGAUUAUCUUUUUGGUGCAAGUUACCCUGGUUAUCAAAAAGUUUCUGCUUUGCUAUCUGCUAUGUGUCAUACAGACCAGUAUAACAUGGGAACCAACGACGAUUGGGAUAGUGUUAGACUAGUGUAAGAGGAUAGUAUAAAAAUAAUUACUUAUAAAUAAUAAUAUGAAUUUAUACCUAUCUCAUUUACGAUCUUAUAUGAGACCUAACCACGCCGCCAGAUAUAUACAUAUGUAGCUAGGGGUUAAAUUAAAGAGCAGUAGUAACUGAGUCGACAGAGAUACAGGUUCAAAUCCCGACCAUGCCAUUUACCAGAGAUGUUUGGAAAUUAUUUACAAUUUAUACCAUCGCUAUACGGUACAACAACGAACGUUAGAAAAUUGCACAUUUAUUUUAGCAUUGAAACGACCAACCCGUAGUCGAUCAGUGUGGGGGGGAAAUUAUCCAACCUCAGGGAGGAAUAAUAAUCGGUAUAUGCACUAAAGAUCCAUUUGAGUGACGCAGAGGUAGUAACUAACACCCCCACAAAUAAUAGAAUAGCGUUAACAUUAUAUGAUCUAGAUAUAAUAUAAUAUAACAUAUAAUAUUUAUGUACAUAUAAAAAAAGGUACCACACGCUGCCCGAAUGGAAUAGUUUAACUUAGGUACUGAAUUACGAAUAUGUGUAUUCAAAUAAUGUACGUUUCAAAAUUACAAUACAUUUUAAGCUAAUUAAGUAAUCACGCGAUGAUAUAUCCGCGAUGUAUAUAGUUUAUUAUACGAUACAAUUGCCCGUCAUAGUAAAAAAAAUACCUUUAAAUAGGUUUAAGCUAAUUAAUCAUUUUAUUCAGUAGUUUCAAAAAUGGUAUUGAGAUGGUCGGACAUUAGUCACAUAAAUUAAAUUCGGUGUCAUGUAAAGUACCUAUCAGCAAAAUAUUUAUAUUUAUGUAAGUAGUCAAUCUAAAUCAGAGCCAGAAAUAGCGAAUUGGUCAGCAAAUCAUAGCCACAAAAUAUGUAUUUUUAUAAAAGAUUAAAUCGAUCAGAAAUUUAUUAAUUUUGGAUGGCUCUUUUAGCUACUAUUCUACUGACUACUGUUAGUUGCUGAGCAAGUACUUAGUAAUUUUGCUGACCGAAUAGUUACUUAUUUUGCAAUCUCAUAUUUGUUAUUUUUGGUUACUUAUUUAUGAUUUGAUAUCUGACCAUUAUCGAGAAUAUUUGCGGAAGAAGGAAUGAUUUCGGUUUGCUAUCGAUUAUUUGAAUGCGAUUCAUUAAAAUUGUGCCUAACCAAAUUUCAAACUUUUCAAUUAAUUACAUCUUACUUAAAAAAAUAUUGUAGUAUACUGACUGGCGCAUAAAAGGAAAUAGAAAGAGAAUAGAACUAGAUAUUACCUACUAGAAAAAAACACAUAAAACUAAGUUAUUGAAUUUUGACAUGUGAUGUCUUUGAUUCUACUUUUGAACCCCGUAGGUAUAUUACUCGUGUUGUAGAGUAGGGUGUAUACUUGUAUAGUAUAUCAUGCAGGUCUAUCUCGCCAGUGCCAGUAAUCCCAUGGAAAACUCUGUACAUAUAAAGUAAACAUUGCACGCACUCGCUGCCCGAAUGGUAUAGUUUAACUUAGGAACUCAAUUUAUAAUUACACUAUAUCCAUAGAACUGAAGUCGAUUUGAAAGUUUACAAAGCGACUAGUUACUUGAUAUACUAUGUACUUUUCUCUUUUUGACUCAUGCGAUUCUCGACAGUUAUGAACAUCUUCCAAAGAUAGAAGAAGUUAUAUGAAUACAGAUUCAUUUGCACUCUCACCCCAACAAAUAAUAUUAUAGGCUUAAUAUUGUAUUUAAUACGAUCUAAAUAUAAAUAAUAUAAUUAAAAACUCUGUACAUAUAAAGUAAACAGUGCACGCACGCGAUGCCCGAAUGGUAUAGUUUAACUUAGGAACUCAAUUUCUAGUUAUGUAUAUUCAAAUAAUCGAUGUUUCUAAAUUACAAUACAUUUUAAACUAAUUAAGUAAUCACGCGAUGAUCAUACCGCGAUGAAUUCAUAUAAUAGUAAUCAAAUAAUAGCAUAGUACUAAGCACGAGAGAUCCAUAACGCAACGCUGAGCACAGAAUGUUGUGUCGCUUAGUGGCUGAUGAUUGAUGAUGCAUAUAUUAUAGUAGUAACAUCAUCAUUUAGGACAAGGAACCUAACUACUAGAUUAAUAAAAAAGGUUAAAAUAAUACUAAUUAGAAGAUACUUAUUUCUAAAGUGUAGAUUAAUUAAUGUGUAAGCGACUGCAAAAGGUUUUCUUUAGAUAAA